Penicillium griseofulvum is the source of this 1764-nucleotide messenger RNA. Its product is annotated as Ytp1 family protein. Lineage: Eukaryota; Fungi; Ascomycota; Eurotiomycetes; Eurotiales; Aspergillaceae. The record is from RefSeq and is a predicted model, not a curated record. The transcript has 4 exons. Bases 1 to 1764 code for a protein of 587 amino acids.
AUGCGGCCUAUAGCUAGUCGAGCCGUAUUGGCGGCAACUUUCACUCUGUUUCUCGCAUCCCUUGCGACCGCGACUCCACACGGUCACGAUGAAUCAAUGGACAUGGGAAUGGAUAUGCACAUGGUCACCGACGCGCCAAAACCGACGACCACCGCAGUGCACGCUAAUAACGAUGGCAUGAUGAGCUAUUUUGCAUAUACCAAGCACUCCAGCGCCAUUAUAGCUCACAUUGUCCUCAUGGUUCUGGGCUGGUGCUUCAUUCUUCCUGUCGCUGUUAUGCUGAGCAUCGCGCGCUCAUGGCUCGCCAUUCCAUCACAAUUCGUCUUCUUGGCCUUCAAUGCCUUCGGCGUCCUGCUCGGGGUUAUCUAUAACAGCCAGACGCCAGACCUCUAUGAGAACAAUGCACACCACAAAAUUGGCUGGAUCGCGACGUGUGUUGUCAGCGCCCAGUUCGUCCUAGCUUUGCUCUUUGCCUACGCUGGCCGCGGCAAGUCGAAUGCGCCCGCUUAUGAACAUGCUGCGUUCUUCCCUGUCGCGACUGACGACCACGAUACUGAGCAUGCUUGUCUCAAUGGUGCGAUGCGCGAGCAUCGCUGGUCUCGCGACAGUGGCCAGGGUACCGAUAGCAGCUCUUCUAUCCAUAGUCCUGGAUCGUCUUGUGCGUCGCCUAUCGAAUACGAUGGAUUCGAAAAGCCCGAAGAAUUGCCAGCGAAGGUUACUUCUCAGCAUGCCUGGAUUCACCACACGCGUGUUGGUCGCUUCCUAUUGCAAACUGUCCCUGGUCUCAUUCCCAGCCGGGUUCUCCGCGUUUUGAAUGUCGUGUAUACCAUCGUUGACCGUGUCAUUCUUCCAUUCGGAUUUACCGCUAUUGCGACUGGCGCUGUGACAUAUGGUGGUAUCAUGAGGGGUCGUGAGAUCUUCAAUGGACUUGCGCACUUCAUCAAGGGUGGUAUCUUCUUCUGGUACGGUAUCCUGACUCUUGGACGUUAUAUUGGUUGCUGGGCAGAUUUGGGUUGGGCCUGGAACAAGAAGCCCCCUGCGUCUAUUGUUGGUUGGAAAUACAAGGUUCCCUCCGGCGAAGCCACAGAGUCGUUCGUCAUUUUCCUAUAUGGUGCCACAAAUGUUUUCCUCGAGCACCUCUCCAGUGCGGGUCAGGCAUGGUCUGCUACGGAUCUCGAGCAUGUUUCGAUUUCCGUGCUGUUCUUCGGCGGCGGUCUGGCCGGUAUGCUUUUCGAAUCUGCGUGCAUCCGUGACUGGGUCAACAACACAAUCAUCCAACGCCCGGCUCACGGUACCUCGGAUGAAGCUUGGAGGCCACCGAAGUCGCAGGGUGUCUCCUUGAACCCUAUGCCAGCCCUCGUCAUUAUGUUGCUUGGCAUGAUGAUGGGGUCGCACCACCAAACCAGCAUGACAUCGACUAUGGUACACAAACAGUGGGGUAACAUGCUGGUUGGGUUUGCAUUGGCGCGAGGCAUGACUUACGUUCUAUUGUACCUCAAGCCACCGACCUCGUACCUCCCGGCUCGUCCUCCAACAGAGAUCAUUGCUGCAUUCUGCCUCAUUUCAGGGGGUCUAAUUUUCAUGUUGAGUACCCGCAAUGUGAUUGAAGCGAUGGAGUACUACGAACUAGACGCAAUGUUCACCUUCACCGUCGGUCUAGGCUUCAGUGCUUUCAUCAUGGCUUACGAGAUCUUGACAAUUGCCAUCAAGGCCUGGGCUGUGAAGCGUGCCCAGCACCCACGACCAAACUUCCGCUUCGAGUGA